ACGAGGCAGGGCUGCCGAGGAACGGCGCUUCAGUAGGACAGGCAGUCCUUCGGCUGACGGUCAACGCGAGCGAAAAGCCAGAAAAGAGCAGCAGCAGCAGCAAGGACUUGGGCAGCACGAAAAAUAGUGAAAUAAGGAUAACCAACAGAGCAACGGCAGCGGUACAAGCAACAGCAACUGGAGACCAACUGGGGAGCAACUGGGGAGCGGCACAGGAGUCAGGACACGAGAAAAGGACACAACUAAUAUCAGGAGCUAUAAUCACCGCACAUCGGCACAUCAGCACAUCAAUUUGCAUGUCUUCGUUCGUUUGCGCUGAAUAUGAAGUAAACAAAUACAUGAGCCACGCCAUAAAUGUCAAACUGAGGUGUGCCGAUUAUCAUGGCAAGCAAUGUACAACAACGGCAGCAACAUCCAUGCACCACAACUGAAGAGCCGAAGCACCAGAGAGCACGAGGAGCAGCCGGGCAGCACCAGGAGUCGGCGACGGCGACGGGGGCAUGCCAGCAGUCCUGGUCUAGUCACCAGCACCAGCAUCACCAACAGCAGCAGGAGGAUCAGGAGCAGGAGCAGGAUCCACAGGAGCCAGUGCAUCACCAGCGCAGUCAGGCACCGCGCCAGCACGAGCUACUGCACCACCAGCGCAAGGUGCCGCCGACGCUGCCGUCCGCCGCCCGCGGUCGUCUACUGAUCAGCGAGGGCGCCCGGCGGCGCGAGGUGCGCGGCUGCGGGGCGGGGGGCGGCGGUCUGCUCUGCUGCAGCCUGGACGCGCUGAGUCGUCCGGCGAAGCUACUGCAAUUCGGAGUCCUCCUGCUGAUCCUGCUGCUCGCCACGCAUGGAGAUCUUGCUCAAGCGGAGGGCAAUGUUGGCUGCCAGUUUGUUAGGACGCUAUGCAUACCGCACUCCGAGGUCUGCUACGAUGACAACAUAUUCGGCAAGUGCAUUCCAACCACCGGCGUCGACGUUGAGGACAUUGAGAAGACACCACUCACUGAGGAGCAGUCCCGUGUGCUGGCCACCAUGCUGGAGGAACUCCAGGGCGCCGGCCUAGGUUGGGACCAUCCGUACGUGCAGUGCCGCAUCCAGGGGUCACUAUUCUCGCUCCAGCGACAACAGCAACUUCCGCCGAAUCUCUGCGCGAACCUGGCGCCCACUCCUCCGGAGUUCGGCGAUCCGGCGAGUGCAUUGGCCUACGUGCGCUUCACGCCGCCGGAGCCGGAGGCCGAACUGGACUACUACGAGCAGCCCGGUGGUGCGGCGCAAUUCUAUCCGGCGUUGCGGAAGAAGCAGGUGCGGGAAAGCGAUGCGGACGAUCUGUACCUCAACAGGAUGCUGCAGGAUCGCCGCCGGCUGAGGCACGAUCCCUCGGAGCUGGAGCACUUCGGCAAGAUGGACGCGCACGGGCAGAGCACCCAGCUGGACGCGCCGAGCAUCAUGGACGCCUUUCUGGACACCGAGCGCCAGAGGAUCGAGCGCGAGCAGCAGCUGGCGGCGGCGGAGCAGGAUGCCGAUCGCCGGGCGGAGCAGAACCGGCUGGAACUGUACCAGAUUCUGGCCGCCUCCGAGCCCGAUCCGCAGCCGUACCAGCGAAAGCCGGCGGCGCAGCCGAACGCCAUGGACCAACUGGAGGCCAUUGUGGAGCAGCAGCAGCAGCGCGAGCUGAAGGAGCAGCAGGAGCAGCAGGCCAAGGCGCCGGUCUACGUGCCGCCCGAGGAGGUGAACGAGUCCAGCGAGCUGUACUUCCCGGACAACUUUGCCCCCUUCAAGAGAGCAAGGGGUCACUCCAGAGGGGGAUUGCCCGCGGAAGUGGAGCUGCCGGACGAGCAGCCCAAGCGUUCCUUCUUCCGCGAACUGGCCGGCGAACAGGGAUUGGUGCAGGAGCCGCCCUUGAGAUUCACCCAUGCGGCAGCCGAAGCGGACGCCACUCCCGAGCUGGUCAAACGCCGACCCGCGACCUUCAAGCAGCUGGUGGAUCCCUACGAUGUGAGCCUGCAGCAGCAGGAAAUGGCCUUCGAGUCGGGUCUGCUGCGGAACUCGCUAACGCCCCUCGAGGAGGAGGCCAUGCUGGCCUCCAACAGUUUCCCCCGGCAGGCGAAGAGCCAGCGGGUCUACACCGAGGGUGGGCUGCUCCUGAUGCCCCAGGAUGGCGAACAGGAUGGCGCCGCUGGCAUGCAGGCCGAUGAGCCGGAGAGCGUGAAGCAGUCGCUGCUGGCCAACAUGCUGGGAUUCGCGCGCCACGAACGCCUGGAUGUGAAGAAACCCGGACCGCUGCUAGGACCUCCGUCCUUGGGCUCCGCGGAGCUCAGCAAUCAGCUGGAGACGGAGAAGGCGCGCAAGCAGGAGGGCCAUGGCAACAAGGAGGUCCUGCCCGCCCACAUCAAGGGCAAUGCCGAGGACGAGGAUGCCCACAAGAAGAAGAAGGUCAUGAAGCAGCAGCACUCGGCCGAGGAUCAUGCGCCGCACACCGUAGACACUGAAUACGUGCAUGUGUUCGUCAAGAACCCGAUCGACAGUUGGAACGAUGGGCAGCGCAUCAUGAAGGAGCUGGAGCAAAUACUACACAUGCAGGGAUACUUUUCUUAUUUAACCGUUCAACAACACGAAGUCAGCUUCCGGGUGAACUCAAACAACCCCGAGCGCAAAACCGCCGGCGAUGUGGCACGAACGAUCAACGAGAACCGCGGCGUAAAGAACAACAUCCAGCGACGCGUCGGGUUCUACGUGCUGCACGCCGGCGUGGGUGAUGUGAUCAAGGACCUGCAGGACCCCAGUGUCUCGUCCUCGCGAAUGGAGCUGGCCGAGCAGGGACCCGACGUCACCCACAUCAUGGCCUACAUGUUCGCUGGCGCCGGCGCGGCCGCCGUGAUCGUGAUCUUCGUCACCCUGAUCCUGAUCAAGCGGCACGACCGCAAGCGGGACAAGCUGGGCGGUCUGCAGUCGGGCAUUGCGGGUGCGGAGACCUGCAGCAAGGACUACCAGGAGCUGUGCCGCGCCAGGAUGGCUGGCAAGGCGGGCGGCGGCGGUGGCAAUUCGACCGGCGGAGCUGCCGGCGGUGGGUCAAACGAACCGGCGCCGAGCGGACGGAUUACAUCGCUGAGCAAGGAGAACGAAGGUCGCCCGCCAUCCUCGCGUUCCAGCACAUCUUCGUGGAGCGAGGAGCCCGCACUGACGAACAUGGACAUCUCCACCGGGCACAUGGUGCUGUCUUACAUGGAGGACCACUUGCGCAACAAGGGACGCUUGCAGCGGGAAUGGGAGGCACUGUGCCGCUAUGAGGCGGAGCCCAGUGCUCGGGAGGCGGCCUCCCAGCCGCAAUGUGCGGGUCUCAACCGACCCGGAGCUCCCCUGCCCUAUGACCACUCGCGCGUAGUGCUCAACCACCUGGCCAACGCCGAAGGACUCGACUAUGUGAAUGCAUCAACGAUUACCGAUCACGAUCCACGUGCGCCCGCCUAUGUGGCCGCCCAGGGUCCACUUCCAUCGACCCUGGCCCACUUCUGGCAGAUGAUCUGGGAGCAGGGAGCCGUCGUCAUCGUGGCACUCUGCCGCCUCCAGGAGAACGGCGAGGUGGCCUGUGCUCGCUACUGGCCGGAAGAAGGUGCCGAGGUGUAUCACAUCUAUGAGGUUCACCUUGUUAGUGAACACAUUUGGUGCGACGACUACCUCGUACGUUCUUUCUACCUGAAGAACCUGCGCACCAGCGAGACCAGGACGGUCACCCAGUUCCACUUCCUCUCCUGGCCGCACAUGGGUGUGCCCGCCCAGGCGAAGGCGCUGCUGGACUUCAGGAGGAAAGUGAACAAGUCCUACCGGGGACGUCGCUCCUGCCCCAUUGUGGUGCACGGCAGCGCCGGAGCCGGCAGAACGGGCGCCUACAUCCUCCUGGACCUGGUGCUCGAGCGGAUGAACAAGGGAGCGCGGGAGAUCGACAUCGCCGCCACCUUGGAGCACCUGCGUGACCAGCGGGCCGGCGUGGUGGCCACGCGCCAGCAGUUCGAGUUUGUGCUGAUGGCCGUGGCGGAGGAGGUGCACGCCAUCCUGAAGGCUCUGCCGGCGAACACCUCCGGCGAGAAGCGGGAGCUGGACAAGGAUCCAGUGGUGGGCGGUGGCACUGGCGCUUCCAGCAGCAGCACCACCAAGGAGCCUCUGAAGGAGGACAAGGCGCAGGAGGCGGCCGAGGAGGAGGCGCCCACCAGCAGUUCCAAGGCAGCCGCCGCGGCCAAGAAGGAGAAGGAAAGGGAGAAGGAUAAGGAGGAGAAGGAGAAGCAGGCGAAGGAUCAGGCGAAGGUUGCCGAGCCGAGGACGCCAGCCAAAGCGGCGAAGCAGGCGAAGAAGUAAGCCAAUCCGAUCCAGGAUCGGGUUGAAGGUUAAGCCUCAGGUUAAUGAUUGUUGCAGCGUUUCGGGGGUCUUUUCAGUUCGUUAUAGUCAGUAAUGCAUUGAGUUCGCAUUCGAUUUUUCAUUUGGCGUGAGCACUUCGAUGCACUUCGCAGGCUUCACGAGAUUGUCAGCAGAAGGACAUUAUAUCUUCGGUUAUCUACACCGCGCCGAGGAGCACAACCACCGUCCGGGAUCGGGGAUCCCCCGGACGUGACACGCUGCCCCGGUCUGCACCAGCCCGUGAGACCCGGGGUGCGUCCAUGUGGGCGGAUUCGCGGACGGCGGAGUUGUGCGGCGCAAGCAACUAUAGAAACGCACGAUAUAUAUAUACAUAGCAUAUAUAGCAUAUUUGAGUGUUAAAGGAUUUACAAGAAUAUUUACAACCAUGCCAUAACUUAUAUUAUAUGUAUACAUGUCUAGGUGUUAAGCAUUGGAUUCAAUUAUGAGGCAUUUUACUUACUCGUACAUUACUCGAUAUCGAUGUUGGCAUUAAACUUAAACUCUAAUCGAUGUGCUUGAAAAACCAGCAAACGAACGACAACAAUCGCUGAACGGUAUACAUAUGCCAAGCCAGACAGAACUAGAACACGAAAAACACUGAGAAAAAAUCACUAGACACUAGAACCACUCUCACUCACACUCACACUUACACACAUCCAGAGACAUAUACAAGACAGACAUAUAUAGAAGAAAUGAAGAUUGCAAAAUUUGUACCUAACAAACAAAGUUCUAUUUACAACAUGAAACCAGAGAGAGUUUGAUGAGGAGCAACCUAUUGAUGUGUAUGACAAUUAAUUAUACAAGGAUAUAAUCACACACUUAACAAAUAUAUUUGUAUACAACAUAUAUUAUUCAUAUACAAUAUAUAUGGUGAAUGUCAUUAUCUAUCUAACCAGCAUGGUUAGCCGUGUUUUACCAGACCAUAUGUAUGUGUGCGAAGUCAAGAAAUUCAGAAGUUCAGUUAUCAAUCGCUCCUAAACGUAAGCUACACUUUUUACCCUUCGCAGUUGAUUACAUAUAUCACAACAACUACUCUAUUAUAUAUUAUAUCGUAUGCAUAUUAUGCAUAAUACAUUAUUUAUGUAUAUUAUCGAAGUAAGUACAUAAAUGUCAGAGGAACGGCACCGAAGCUCCAGCAACCGCCGGCCAGUCCGCUCCUCGGCCUUCAAUUCAUGAUCCAUGAUCUACUUCACCACCUGGGGCAGCUAGGGGUCCGGGGGGCGGAGGGGGUUACUGGGGGAGGUUGGAGCUUCGCGUGCCGUUAGAAGUAUGUGCCACAAACUGCAAAAUAUCACGGGAAAGACAAAAUCAAAAAAUCAAAAAAAAAAUAAAUAAAAAAAUAAAACGCCUAAGGCCAAGCAAAGCCUUGGAAUGCUGGAAAGAACAUCUCUAGCUCGAUACCUAUACCCCUACAUCCAGUGACGACCCAGAACGAACCCGGACAAACAGGAAACGAACUACGGAAUAUAUCUAGAUAACCACAGGAACCAUACACCAUACACCACACACCAUACACACCACACCGCAAGAUACAAAGAUACACCGACCAAAAGGCAAAGUUACCGAUUCAGGCACCCGACGAGAAAAAAUAUGCAAAAAAAACCAAAAAUACAAUCGAAAUAAGCUCAGAUUGAGGAGGACGUAAGUGCAAGUGCUGCAAAUUAGCAAAGAAAUAUUCAAAAAAAUUAUCAAUAAUUAAAUAGCAUACUUAACAGUUUUACGUAGCCGUUGAACUUAAGCAUAAUGAAAAUGAGUUAUCGUAGUUCGAAUUAUUCCAAGACGACAAAGAUAGAAAACAUUUCAGCUAAACGUAAGCAACAAAAACCAAAAAAAAACAUAAAAGAAUAACGACGAAUAUGAAAAAUUAUUAUCUCGACGCAAACUGUUAAUUUCUUAGCAUUUUUCCUUCGUUGAACACCCAGAACACAACUUACACUACACUACAAAUAAAAGCAAAUGAGAAAUCAAUAUUACAAUAACUGUGGCAAGUCCGAACAACAACUGGGGGCUUGCGAAAUGAGAAAAAAUGAUGAAGAAAAUGAGAAAAAUUAUUAACGUGGUAGAAAAAAAAGAAAUAACAAUUAUGAGAAUAGUUAAACUUAAUUGUUUUAGAGCAAAAUAUUUAGUAGUGAGUUUUUCGAUUGAUUUUCGAGUACUUGAAGCAACGUUUUUCAAAGUUAUUAAGAUACAUACGAAUACAACUACGACAAUUUCAAUUCAAAUGUUCUUCGACGAAACAAAUUAAAUAAGUGUACUAACAAGCAACGUAAAUGUAUCGUAUUAUAGUCAAUCGCAUAUAAAGGCAAUUAUUGAUGUAUAUUUCGACAUAACCAUAAACAUAAACAAAAACAUAAACAUAACGUGUUAAUGACAAACGAGGAAGAAACAACAACCAUGCGUAGAAAAUUGAAGGAACUUACAUAUAAAACAACCUAUUAUAAAAUAAAGCAUAAAUGUCUAACGGACUUUUUCAUUCAAAAGUAAAUUAUAUAUAUUGUAUGUAUAUGUAAAAUCGUACCUAUUGCGUGUAAGAGUGCCCAGUAUGCAAAAGGGUAGCUACACACACAAGUGAAGCAUUUCAUCAUUUCCCCCAAUCUAUUUUCAUUGAUGGUGUAACAUAGAUAUACAAAACAACCAACUAAUUUAUUAUUUCUGAGGCAAAGCGAAGCAGAAGAAGAACAAAUCGAAAGCAGCACAGCAAAAGCUGAUAGAACCCACGAGAGUUGGGUCACUCGAGUAGAUGCCACUGCCAUCUCGCCGGCACUCGACCUUCGACCUUCGACCUUCAAGGGGGCAUAGUAAGGAUGUUGCCGCGGCACUCGGAUCGGAGAAGAUCAGAGGAUCAGGUGAUCAGGAGAAAACGACCUACCAUAGACCGACCGACUGACUGACGCCACGAACCCAGAACGAGGCAUACAAAAUGGUUUGAGUUCCUAAAGAAACAUAACCCGACCACCAACAACAACAACCGGACGGAUUAAAGAGACCCCUCAACUGACCCGAGAACUGGCUGUAUAUACGCACAUCUAACUCCGGACUAGCAGCUACUCCCGACCAGAUACAGAUGCAGAUACAGAUGCAGAUACAGAUACAAACACUGAUCUGAUACCAAAACUGAUACUGAUACUAAUACGGAAAACUGGACCGAACUUAGCAUUAGGCCUACACAAUGAGAUUCACGUUGAGACGAGUGAUCGGAGUGCGGCAACUUCGGGCUCUGCUCCACCAAGGUGAAGAAGGGUCAGGUGGCUGGGACAGAUGGGCAGGUGGACAGAUGAGCAGGUGGACAGAGGAGGAGUCCACGACAUGCGACUGGAGAAACAGUCUGGCGUACAAAGUUAUCAGAGAGGCAACCAAACUUGAGUCUCAAUGUUCUAGCAGUUUUUUUUCGAAAGGAUUCAGUUUGGUAACCGCGGAUGAUAAUAUACAAAUACAAAUAAAUACAAAAACGCAAUUCAGGCAGCAAAAAAGUGGGGAAUAUUCGAGGCAUUGAGCAGCAAGACAUUGCUGUACAAUUCAAUUAGCCAUCGAGUAAGCAAAUCAAUAAAACAAAACGAGCAGGCUUUCAUACAUUUUUGGAAAACCAAAACCAAAAACCAAAACAAAUAUGAGAUCUGAUUAAACGAGGCAUUUAGCGAUAAGUGAAACAUUUAACAAUAUCGAUGUGUAUACAUAUGCUGCAUCCAAUAUAUAUAUCUAUUUAGCCACUUGGCAAAGAUUUGUGUUAUUAAGCAAAGAUGAAAAGCAAAAAUGAAAAAACUAAUAAGAAACCCAAAAAAAAGGUAAAAACCAGCAAAAAAUUAUGCUGGCUGAGGCCACUAAUAUCUAAAUGUACUGUAACUGAUGAAUCAAACAAUUAAAAAAAUUAAAAACUUAAAUGAUUAUUGAAAAUAAAUCAAGCAAGUAAAUACACCGAACACCGACACUCGAAGAAAAUAAAAGAAAAGAGAACAUGGAGCAUACCUAUUAAAGGUUUUUUGUGCAAAACUAAUUAACCUAUGCAAUUUAAGUGUUUUAAACAUACCAGUAAUGAGUAACAAAUGAGUAAACAUGCUACAAUUAUUUAUGAGAAUUAUAUAGCAACGUGUAUACCUACAUAUAUAUAUAUAUAUAUAAAUGUUAUUAAUCCAUUUGAAUUUACUGAGAACGAAAGAAAGAGGAUAUGCAUACCUAUAUCUAAAUCUAAAUGUACCGCGCCAUUGUGUAAUAUGCGCUACAAAUUCAAGUUUAAAUCACAAACAUAUUAUAUUCUGCUGCAUGUGUAAAUUAUAAAUAUAAAUGUAAAUUAAACGAUACCAGCAAAGCAAACCGAAAAAUGCGAACAAUUUUCGAUGAUAAACAGCAAGCAGAACAGAAUAAGGAGAUAACGAUGUAGAACCGGUAACAAAACGACUACUAUUAUAAUACCAAUCAAAAAAUAAUAAAGAGACCCUUAAACAAACGAAGCCCACCCACAGUACCAACCGCCAUCCAUUAGCCGAAACAAGCCCAUGUAGUAGAGUGUAGUACCUGCCGAACCCCUUUGGAGGCACACAGAACUUUUGGUUUACCCCCGGUCCCCAUACCCAGUGUCUACUGUAUCUGUACGUGUCUAGGCUACGAGUAAGCCAAAGCUUGGCUCCAAGUUUUGGCCAACCUAGCAUAUCUGUCAAUAGAAGCCAGCUUGUGCCGCAAGUUGGCUCUGAACAUCACUGUAACGAAACACCAAUCACAACUAAACUGCAAACUACCGAAUAGUCUUCGAAGGUACUGUAACUUACCAUAAUCUGUAGAGUUGCUUAGCGAAUAAUUAGUAGAAGCCUAUCUAACCAUAGAACACCUAGCGAAUCCUGGCACGCUUUUCUCAAUCCACUCAGUCCAAUUAACACGCAUGUUUUCCACUCCACACUUUCUCGCUUGUUUAUUAAGUUUUUAAUUAUCUAAUUAUUUUUAUAGUUGCAUGACUUCCUCCACUUCAACAAAUAAGGCAGAGUUUACAUUCAGCAAAUGGUUGUUUAUAGAUCAUAGGUAAAGUCAAAGUCAAAAUUGAGUGCAUUUGAUUUCCAUUUCCAUUUGUUAUUGACUUUCUAGAAAGCACUAGGUAAGCACUUUCAUAUGCAACAAAAAGUAAGUAGUUCGGUCAUGCAAAUGCAGUCAUAAGCAAAAUAAUCGGUUUUCGCACUGUUCUCUUGUUUAGACCAUUAAAUAAAUGCACUGGGAGAUGGAUUGUUAGACUCAGCGAAAGACCAAGCUACUAAGCUGGUUUUUCUCUAGUUAAGUAAACACACAAAUAGAUUACAAAGAAACACACUAAUUGUCACACGAAAAUGCCGAAAUACAACAAGCUUGUUCAAAAACCCCAGAGACAAUUGAACAAAAACUAGAUUUAAAGUGUGCUAGCAGCUUUUCCACACAUUUAACUUAACAUUGAAUAUUAAUUGGGUUUAAAGUGUCUAUGGAAUAAUCACAAUUGAAUCACACUUAAAAUGUAGAAAAUACGGAGAAAGCGCACCAAACCGAACGCAAGUAAAAAGUAAUCAUGCUGAUUGUUUUUUCAGUGUAUUUGCUCAAUCAACUUACUGCACUCGAAGAAAUGAAUGUUCCGUUUCACCAGGGACUUGGCUUUAUAGCUGAUCCACUUUCGAUCUCAGCAGAUGCGUCUCACAUGCGUUUAAAAUCCGAGAGUCACUACACAAUUGUUUCGUCUCAGCAAAGAGACCUGGCUCCUAAGCCAAUAGCAAAAUAUCUAGCGAAAUAACCACAGUUAAUCCACACUUGAAAUGUGCAAACUAUAUACUAAUCAAAUGUUUAUUCUAUGUGUGUAAAGCAAGCAUUAAAAAUCAACAAAAAAAAAAAUUAGAAAGCGCCAA
Drosophila yakuba is the source of this 10226-nucleotide messenger RNA. RefSeq names its product receptor-type tyrosine-protein phosphatase N2 (gene IA-2). Gene Ontology annotation, molecular function: protein tyrosine phosphatase activity. The record is from RefSeq and is a predicted model, not a curated record. Lineage: Eukaryota; Metazoa; Arthropoda; Insecta; Diptera; Drosophilidae. The transcript is spliced from 12 exons. The coding region runs from base 382 to 4338 and encodes 1318 amino acids. Gene Ontology annotation, biological process: protein dephosphorylation. Gene Ontology annotation, cellular component: secretory granule.